AUGAUUUUAGAUUAACAUCAAUCAAGUAAUUAUAGCUAGAUAUAAUCCUAACAAUAUCAUAGUAAAUCAAGGCAGAUUGAGACGGAGGAAUAAAUAGUUAAGUUUACAAUAAGAUAAGAUUUUUUAAAUCUUCUUGCCAUAGCUGCUGAUUAUCAAGCAGGCUUAAAUCUUUAAGGAAGCUAGAAAAACAUGGAAUAAAUUAUCACUAUGUUGCACAACAAAUUAAUAUUGUAGGUUAAUCUUUCGAGUUCAAUUCAUUUGGAUUAAUAAUAAUAAUGCAAAAAUUCUCCUCAACUGAAUGAAACAUUAAUAAAAGAAAAACGUGAUGUAGAGAACUUUCUAAAAUCUAUAAUAAAGGAAAAAAAAUUUGCUCCUUAAAUUGAAAAACAUCUCAAAAGUUACUUAGAUAAUUGCCUAAAUGACUAUCCUAGAUUAGUAAAUGACCCAUUAAAUCCUGUUAAAAAUAAGGCUGAAUUCAAUCAAGAAACUAUUUAAAAACUCUUUUGUUCUAUUAGUUAAACUGAUUAAAAAUACAGUGAUAUUUAAAGAGGGAAAGUUUAAGCAAAAGAAUUAUCAUAGAGUGAUAUUGACAAGCAUAUAGAGUAAAAAAAUUAUGUUAUAAAUUUAGGGAAAGACUGCAUGCUGCCCAUCAUAAAUUGUAAGAUCGCUAGGAAAGAGGAUGCAAUAUUUGCUAAUUAAUCUGAACAAGAAAGAAUGAAAAUUUUUUUAUUAUAC
Messenger RNA from Paramecium octaurelia, 735 nucleotides. The record is from the annotation of a GenBank genome assembly. Lineage: Eukaryota; Ciliophora; Oligohymenophorea; Peniculida; Parameciidae.